UGUCAAAACUUUCAUAACUUUUGUGCCACUUUUUUUAUAACGAUCAUUUUAUAAUGUCCUAUUGUUGUUCGCAGUGCAGUUUUACAGCCCAGUUCGAGAGUGCGUUGAUUAUGCACCGUCAACUACACCACGAACAGCCGACAGAUUGGGAUUUCAAGCCUGGCAUAUCUAAUUUUCAGACUAAGUCGAAUACUGUGCCUCGUGCUGCAUGUUUGGAGAAAUCUUUGCCAACGAGUCCAGAAAAACAAGGAUUGAAAUUAGGAGGACGAACGUCAUCCGCGACCCGUUUGUUCGAGAAGCUGCGUGCGCGCAUCUGUCGCAGUAAGACAUUGUUUGCGCAUCCCGAGGAGGGCGAUCGCCACAACUUUGUCGGUGAUAUAAGUUUGACGAAGUGUUUGGAUUUAUCCGGACAAAGCGAAUGUACAUCGAAAGCUAUGAAAGAUCUGGGAUCAAGUGUGAGUGGGGUGAUCGAGCCACUGAGAGAGCAUAACGAGAUUUUUGCUUGUCACUUGUGCUCUUUUGAUGCUGAUCGGAUAACAGUGCUAGACCGGCAUCUCUUGAACGAUCAUAAAAUUGGCUUGGAUAAUCUUCUUAAACUAGUUAUGGAUAAAACGAAAGUGGGUCUCACAGAAGAUAAUACGGCACAAACUUACGGUAUAAGACAAUCAUAUUACAAAGCGCCAGACGAAAUUAUUGAAGAUGGCGAAUUUGUGAUAGAAACUGUUUCACCUAAAAUAAAAAUUUUGAAACAUACUGCAAGCAAUACAGACUUGAUUUGGACUGAUAUAUCCGUCACUAAAAGAAAUAAUAGAGACGCAUCAAAAGAUACCGAAAGUAUAAUUGAUACACCAGUAGAUGAGUGCGAUAAAGAUGUUCUGUUCGCGAAAAUGGAGACACUUAAUGAUUACAUGUCCAAAUUUGUCGAUUCAUCGAACAAUUUAAAAAAAGUACUAACGAAAGAACUCGAUCACAAAAAUUCAGGAAGUAAAUCCAAUGAUAAGCCCUAUUUCAAUUUAGGUUUGGGGGAUCAAGAUUCGCCGAGGGAUUGGGAACGAGCUCAUAGCGAAAAACUAGAGAGGAACCGAAACAAAUGCGACGAAAAUCGAGAUGGGAAGAUGAAAUUUUCUUCGGAGAGCUUUUACUUUUGACGUUAACA
Molecule: messenger RNA, 1156 nt
Organism: Vanessa atalanta (red admiral)
Lineage: Eukaryota; Metazoa; Arthropoda; Insecta; Lepidoptera; Nymphalidae
Exons: 8
Coding region: 54-1148 (364 amino acids)
Source: RefSeq, a predicted model, not a curated record